Clonostachys byssicola is the source of this 792-nucleotide messenger RNA. The record is from the annotation of a GenBank genome assembly. NCBI's taxonomy places the organism in Eukaryota, Fungi, Ascomycota, Sordariomycetes, Hypocreales, Bionectriaceae.
AUGGCGAGUAGCAAGCCACUCUCGGAGCUCACGGUUGCCAUCACCGGCGCAGCAGGAGGACUCGGCAAGGCGAUCGCCCAGACGUUCCUCGAUGCCGGCAGCAAGGUCGCCAUCUGCGAUGUGAACCAGGAGCGGCUCGACCAGGUCAAGGAGGAGUGGAAGGCGCACGAGGGCAGGGUACUCGUCUCCAAGACGGACAUUACCGACGAGGCUGAAGUCGAGGCCUUUGUCCAGGGCGUGACUGAGAAGCUCGGGGGCCUCGACAUCUUCAUCAACAACGCGGGCAUCAUGGACAAGUUCGACGCCGUGGCCACGACGCCCAAGGCGGUAUGGGACCGUGUUAUAGGUGUCAACGCCACCGGUGCGUUCUUGUGCACCAAAUCCGCCGUGAACGUCAUGCUGGCCUCCGGCACGGGUGGCACCAUCAUCAGCAUCGCCUCCAACGCCAGCAUAUACGGCGUCGCAAGCGGGGUGGCCUACACGGCGAGCAAGCACGCGCUGCUCGGCCUGGUCCGCAACACGGCCGGCUUCUACGGGGACAAGGGGGUGUACAGCGUCGCGCUGGUGCUGGGGGGCAUGGACACGACCAACCUGGUGGACGCGUUCCGGGAGGGCGUCAACAUGGAGGUCCUGGGCAAGAUGAAGGGGUUCCUCCCGGGCUAUGUGCCCGGCGAGACGGGCGUCGAGCCGGCGGAUGUGGCCAAGUACUGCGUCUUCCUAGCGGAUCGGGCGGUUGCGCGGGCGAGCAAUGGGGGGACGAUUAAUGUGAACAACAACUGGCCUACGAUAUGA